Messenger RNA from Chlamydomonas reinhardtii, 1172 nucleotides. RefSeq lists its product as uncharacterized. Lineage: Eukaryota; Viridiplantae; Chlorophyta; Chlorophyceae; Chlamydomonadales; Chlamydomonadaceae. The coding region runs from base 102 to 809 and encodes 235 amino acids. The transcript is spliced from 3 exons. The record is from RefSeq and is a predicted model, not a curated record.
GUCAAAUACAUACUAGUUUCCCUGCCCGGCGACAAGCUUACAUUGACUUCGCACAAUCGCAGAAGUCAGAGACUGCGGUAGAUUCCUUCAAGAGCAACAGUAUGGCUUUCCCAUUUGGACGACGCCGUAAACAUGUUCCUGUGACCUGGCAGCAGCGAGCGGCUGCGGUGGUGCUUACAAUCCUAACAGUGAUACAGACGCCGCUGUUCUCCUACAAGAUUACCUACUCGGAUGACAGCGUCCGAACCCGAACCUGGUCCUUGCCAGAGAUCGUGGCUGUGGGCCUGCUGCGCACGAACGCUGAGUCGUAUGCUUGGUACGCGCGCGCGGCGCUCAUGCCCGGCAUCUUCACGCGGACGGCCCUGCUGCAACUGGACGCGUGUGUCAUCCAGCCCAGCGACGCCUGCAAUUGGUCCGCUCUGAAGGACUUUGACGCCAUGUGGGCCCUGGCCGACUAUAGUGACCAGGUGCCGGUGUUCGUGGAGCAGCUGGGCGAGUACCGGCAGUACAUGCAGGCAUUCGCGGCAAUGGCCACGGUCUUCUCCUUCUCCAGCAUCUUCAAGGACGGCAUCAUGGGCCUCUUUCUGGGCUACGGCGGCGUGAUGUUCCUGGCCAGCAGGUCGGGCUGCGACGUCAACGGCGGCACCGUCAUGUGCGUGGUAGCGGUGCUGACGGCCUACGUCAUGUUCUCCAAGGCGGGAGAGGAGGAGCCGGCGGAGGCGGCGCCGGCGGCUGCGACAGCGGCUGUGGGUGCGGGGUCGGCUGUGCCGCUGAUCACGCCCGCGAAGGAGGUGAAGAAGACCAAGUAGUUGUGCGGGGUUGCCGGCGGUGCGCGGUGAUGUAGGUGUUUAGGGGCGCUGGCGGGUGGUUGCGGGUGUGCACCGGCGGUGCUAACACGUGCACCGCCCAGACACCCAGCGGAAGGCGUAGCAGGGCUUGCCACUGGGGCUGCUGAGGCCGCGCUUCGGGAGUUCACUGUUCCGCAGAGAGUACCUUGAGCGCGUGCAUGGGACGGGUGGUGCACGGGUGGUGGGUGGGCAGAUGGCAGGGGCAUGCUGGAUGCAGGACCGAAUGACAAACCCGUUUUGUGACUGGAACUCGUGAUCAUACCAGAUCCUGUAUAUGGAUUCAAGUGACUGCUAAUAAAGAGCUCGCUGUAAGCUUGUGUCGGA